AUGGCCAACUUGAUUUUUUAUCCUCCAACAGAAGUUGGACUCUACUUGAAGUGUUCGAAGUUUCUUCCAAUUCCUUUCGAUGUAAGUGGUCUGCAAAGCCUACAAUCAUUCUUCUUGUCAUCAAACCUCUUGAAUGGGACUAUACCAUCAUGGAUAUUCUCCCUUCCUUCACUAGAUGAAUUAUACUUCAAUGAUAACUAUUUCAGUGGAGAAAUUCAGGAGUUCAAGUCCAAAACAUUGUGGGACGUUACUCUAAAACAAAAUCAGUUGCAAGGUCCUAUUCCGAUGUCACUCCUAAACCAACAGAGCCUAUCUUAUCUUCUCCUUUCGCAAAAUAAUCGCAGUGGACAAAUUGCUUCAGCUUCCUGCAGUCUAAAAGCCUUGACAGUGCUAGAUCUUGGAAGUAAUAAUUUGAAGGGAACAAUCCCACGAUGUUUGGGUGAGAUAAGUGGACUUUGGGUUUUUGAUCUAAGCAACAACAAUCUUAGUGGGGCAAUUAAUACAACUUUUAAUUUAGGUAACAAUGAGUUGAGUGACACAUUUCCAAAAUGGUUAGGAACCCUACCGAAUUUGAAGAUUUUAAGCUUGAGAUCAAAUAAGUUCCACGGGCCCAUUAAAACUUCAAGGGCUGGAAACUUGUUUGUACAUCUUCGAAUAAUUGAUCUAUCAUCCAAUGGAUUUAGUGGGAAUUUACCUAUGAGCCUUUUUGAGAAUUUGAAAGCUAUGAAGAUAAUUGAUGAGAUCACGAAAAUCCCACAGUAUGUGGGAGAAGACUUGUAUUAUUAUUAUCAUUUUUCUGAAACAAUUACAACAAAGGGGUUGGAUCUUGAAUUUCGUGGAGUUUUGACUACAAACAUAGUUAUCAAUCUCUCGAAGAAUAGAUUUGAAGGUUGUAUUCCAAGUUCCAUUGGAGAUCUCAUUGCACUUCGUACUUUGAAUUUAUCUCAUAAUGGUUUGGAGGGUGUGAUACCAACAUCGCUGCAAUACUUAUCUGUACUUGAAUCAUUAGAUUUCUCAUUCAACAAAAUAAGCGGAGAAAUUCCACAACAACUUGCAUCCCUCACAUUUCUUGCAGUCUUAAAUCUCUCUCACAAUCAUCUUGUUGGAUGCAUCCCUAGAGGAAAACAAUUUGAUACGUUUGAGAAUAGUUCAUACCAAGGGAAUGAUGAGUUACGUGGAUUGCCACUGUCAAAAGAUUGUGGCGAUGAUGAAGGGGUACCACAAGCAACAACUCCAUUUGGGCAAGGAGAAGAAGGAGACUCAUUAAUGAUCAGUUGGCAGCCAGUUCUCAUGGGUUAUGGUUGCGGUCUAAUUAUUGGAUUAUCCGAAUCUUCUGUUAUCAACGAAGAGCUGCGCGAUAAAGUGAAGUUGCUAGAAAAUAGGAUGCCAUUUACAAGUGUCAAGCGCGAACAUUGA
This is a messenger RNA of Solanum stenotomum, 1416 nucleotides long. Its product is annotated as receptor-like protein Cf-9 homolog. Gene Ontology annotation, molecular function: protein binding. The transcript is spliced from 3 exons. Bases 1 to 1416 code for a protein of 471 amino acids. Lineage: Eukaryota; Viridiplantae; Streptophyta; Magnoliopsida; Solanales; Solanaceae. The record is from RefSeq and is a predicted model, not a curated record.